AUGGAUGAUCAAAAUAAUUUUUUCGACUUUGAUAAUGGUGCAAACAUGGACCUUAAUGACCCAUUUCAACAACAGCAAGAACCUCAAGAGCCAACUCCCCAAGUUUCUCCAGCUCCAUCUGCAAAGCCACAAAAAGUAGCUCAUGGUAAGAACAUGUGGACACCAGAGGAAGAUCAGAAGCUUCUUGCAGCAGUAGAAAUGUUCCAAAUAAACGGUCAAAUCAAAAAUUGGUCUCAAGUUGCUGCAAUGGUACCUGGCAGAAACAAUUCUCAGUGCAGUGCACGUUAUAAAAAUGUUCUACAUCCAGCCUUACAGAAGAGCGACUGGACUCAGGAAGAAUUAGAUAAGUUGAAUCAAUUAUUCCCAAUUUUAGGAAAAAGCUAUACACUUUACCAAGAAAGAUUGCCAGGUAGGAGCUAUCAACAAAUCAAAAACAAGGUACAAUCACUUAUAAACAAGAAAAAUUCCAAGCGAAAAUCAAAUCCACCUCCAACAAACGUAGUUACAGACCCAAGGAUGAUGUUCUUCUCCCAGCAGCCAUCUCCUAACGCAUUCAGUCAGAGCUCCCAAGGAAACUUAUCUUUUUCUCCUGGAGCUUUCUCUCAAGGGCAUUUUGAUUUCUCCGCGAGCACUAUAUCUGGAUCAGACACAUCUGCAUUUUCCUUGACUGAUCAAGAAGUAGAUCCUGUUUUUGACCAAUUCUGGGAAUAA
Molecule: messenger RNA, 711 nt
Organism: Trichomonas vaginalis G3
Lineage: Eukaryota; Parabasalia; Trichomonadida; Trichomonadidae
Product: RNA polymerase II transcription regulator recruiting protein
Exons: 1
Coding region: 1-711 (236 amino acids)
Source: RefSeq, a predicted model, not a curated record